Messenger RNA from Rhinichthys klamathensis goyatoka, 1076 nucleotides. RefSeq names its product transmembrane protein 60 (gene tmem60). NCBI's taxonomy places the organism in Eukaryota, Metazoa, Chordata, Actinopteri, Cypriniformes, Leuciscidae. The record is from RefSeq and is a predicted model, not a curated record. The transcript has 2 exons. The coding region runs from base 85 to 489 and encodes 134 amino acids.
UAAUCAUCUUUCUAACCAAAAGGCCAGCCGGGUUGUCUUCAUCAUUGAUCAGCCUGUUGCUGUGCCCUUAGGCCAGCGUCUCAAAUGAACAUGUCCCUUGCUCAAAGAGUCCUCCUGACAUGGAUCUUCACACUCAUCUUCCUCAUCAUGCUGGUCCUCAAGUUAGACGAGAAGAUCAACUGGAGCUGGUUCCUCAUCUUCCUUCCUGUCUGGACCUUUGAUCUUAUUCUCCUCCUCAUGCUCAUUGUCAAAAUGGCAGGCCGCUGCAAGCCGGGGUUCGACCCUCGCAACGGGACGGAGAACUUGAAGAAGCGCGUGUGGUACCUCGUGGCCAUGCUGCUUAAGCUGGCGUUUUGUCUGACUCUCUGUGCCAAAUUAGAGCAGCUAAUGAACAUCUUGGUGAGCUCGGUUUGCAUCCCUCUGUGGGCUCUGCUCAUCGGGGCCAUGGUGGAGCUGGGCUACAACGUUUUCCACUUCAGAAGAGACUGAACAUAUGAACGGUACUCUUUGAAAGCCAGCAGAGAAGUCUUUACUGUAUUCUUCAGGAGUAAAAUCAUCUUGAAAGUAGAUGUUAUUCAUAAGUAAGGGAAUAUAUAACGGACACUACGAAUGUACAGCUAUUUAAAGCUCUUUAUCAGGAAUUGCUUGUUUCUUUCAGGCUCAAGGAUGAAGCUGAAUAGCCUACGUUUCGUGUUCACAAUGAUGCAGGGAGGUUAACGAAUUUUGGCUCAGUGGUGAGUUUCCACUCAGGUGACAGAAAUGACUGAUUGUGAAUGUUGCUUAGAAUAUUUAUUGCAUUUUAGUGAAACACUGAGAUCAUUAGCAGCAUACCAUAAUGGACAUUUGAAAAACAACAGUUAACGUGCUGCAUACACACUGUUUUUUCAACCAGUACUGUAACACAAUGUGGUUUGCUAACGGAAAAGACAUAUGUUCUAAUGGUGUAUGAUUUAUAAGUCUGUCUUUCUUAAUCAUACACUUAUUUGUUUUGCGUUGCAGAACUUGCAUAAUACAUGUUUACGAAAUUUUAUUUUCUCUUGUGCAGAGUGUGUAAAUAAUAAAAAGAAAUAACAACA